Messenger RNA from Pocillopora meandrina, 2274 nucleotides. Lineage: Eukaryota; Metazoa; Cnidaria; Anthozoa; Scleractinia; Pocilloporidae. The record is from the annotation of a GenBank genome assembly.
AUGGCUGAAGGUGGAUUUUCUGCUGCGUGGUCGAAAUCUCUCCACAAUGUUCCGUUUUUUGACGCCUCUUUUAUCGAGACAUGGCUUGAGACCGAUGGAGAAGUCCCGAAGAAGGUGGUAACUCGUGGUUAUAGUAACUUCUGCGAAGGGUAUAUCUUCAAUGUCGAAGGUAAAAGUUUCAUUUCAGUCUCAAAUUUAACUGCAACACUGGUGUGAUUUCAUGCUACGCAUGCUUCUUUAAGCAUCUUAGAUGGUGCUUUUUUUCCGUUUAUUGCACGAUUCGCCACUCGAAAUCUCUUGUGCAAAAUCUAUAGUGUAUUAAACUUCCAUAUUCGCACUUUGCUUUCAGUACAAUACUUAAGUUUUGUCUCAGCUCGAACUUUGCUUGAUGUAAUUUUCAUACGAGUUAAUUCUUAAAACAUACACACACACAUUCACAGCAGAUAUUUAUCCAUUUAAUUUUUUUUAGGUUGAGAUAUCAAGGACUCCCGAAGUUAAAAUAACCAGUACCUCCUGCAACUGUGAAGCAGGUGCAGGACUCUGUAACCAUGCAAUAGGGCUGGUUUACCUCCUUGAGCAUUAUAGAAAACUGGGCUUAAAAAGUGUACCUCCUGCCAUGUCAAGAACAAGUCUACCACAAACAUGGCACGUUCCUCAAAGGACAGCAGGAAUCAAUCCCCGCGAGGUGCAAGAGGUGCUGGUGCAGCAAGUGAAACCACCGAGCAAUGAUGCAACACAAAAAAAGAAAAUACGCAGGUUAGAUGGAGUACUGGCCACUCUGCAUAAUCCGAUUCCGGAACAUUUUGGUUUACCCAAAAUCAUUGAUUCUAUGAGAGACAUAUUCAAACAAUAUGAAGACAUGCAAGUAAACAGUAUUGUUCCAGAAACUGACAGUUUGGACUAUGUGAAUAGUAAACUAGGGAGAGUAGCUCAUGGCUCAGUUAUAUCAUACCAACAACGUCAGAACACAACCAAUGAUCCAAAAAUUUACAUUAAUGUUGAGGGGCCACAGGAGCCACCACCUUUUGGUGUACCAUUGCUUAAAAGCAAUUAUACAUUUGUGCCUACUUUGGCAGAACUUAACUUUGCUGAAGGGCUUAGUGUCUCACAAGCACAAUCCUGUUUAUAUGAGGAAGAAACAAGGGAGCAGUCUGACACUCAGAAGUGACAUGAUCUGAGGGCACAGAGGCUAUCUUUGAGUAAAUUUAAAGAUGUUUGUGCCCGAAGGGCUGACUUUGAAUCACUGGCAGCAAGGCAACUAAAGAAGACUGUGCAAACUACAGCCAUGAGGCAUGGUAUUAAUAGAGAAGAAGAGGCAGCGUCUGCAUAUGCUGACAGUGGAGAUUGCAAUGUUUUCCCUGCUGGGAUUGUUAUCAACCCAUCAUGUCCACAUCUGGCUGCCUCUCCAGAUCGAAGGGUCUAUAAUCCCUCUGAAAACAAUCCCUAGGGGCUGCUGGAAAUCAAGUGCCCUAUUACGGAUUCAAUCUCGCAGCUGAAAUAUCUGAAAUGUGUAAAUGGGGUUUAUAAACUUCGAAAAACACAUAGCUAUUACUACCAGUUCAUGGGACAGAUGAUGUUGACAGGUUGUGAAUGGGUAGAUUUUUAUGUUUAUUGUAAAUCUGACUUUCAUUUAGAAAGAGUGAGGUUUGAUGCAGAAUUUUGUUCAGAGAUGAAGAUGAAAUUAGACAAAUUUUAUUUUGAAUACCUCCUCCCUGAACUGUUAAAAAAAAGUGGGGGCAUAGCCUGCUUUGUGAAGCAUAGUUAAAAAAAUCUGUAUGACUAAGCCUAAUGUUUUGAUAAGUGCUUGAAAUGGGAUGUAUGCUGCAGCAGCAGAGACAAAUAAUUUAUGAAAGGAUUUAGGAUUUUUAGACUAAGUACAUGUAACCAACUCAUGUGAACUGUAUAGAGAACGUGAUUUCGAACCUCCCUUACAAGGGGGCACCACCUCUAUCCUAAAAUUUGUAAAGCUUUAAAAUAAUGAUUUGGGGCCAUAUCAGAAAUCCCCCCUGGAAAUUAGGAAAAUUACCCUCUCACCAUAAUUUCCCAAAAGGAAGAAGUGAUUUUUUUUCUGGAAUCACUGAAAUAAUUGUAAAAAACUGUUCUUUGUAAAGUCAAAUCCAAUCUUUGAUUUAUUUGUCACCUGUUUCUAAGUAAAUGGUUAACUGUUAAAACUCUUAUUGCUAACCCUAGUUUUGCUGAAGGAAGUGUAGCUCCAAAAAAUCUCAAUACUGCCCCCAUAGAAAGGAUUGUAAAUGCCUGGAGAUGAAGGGGAGG